Messenger RNA from Cannabis sativa, 1548 nucleotides. RefSeq lists its product as uncharacterized. Bases 59 to 1414 code for a protein of 451 amino acids. NCBI's taxonomy places the organism in Eukaryota, Viridiplantae, Streptophyta, Magnoliopsida, Rosales, Cannabaceae. The transcript is spliced from 4 exons. The record is from RefSeq and is a predicted model, not a curated record.
AUGAAUAGAGUGAAGUAGAGGAGUAGCGGUUUAGUUUAGGAUUCUAAAUAUCAACCAGAUGCCGGUUACUCACUCGCAUCGCCCUCCUAGUCCGACCCAUUCAGCCAAAAUGCUGGAGCGGGUCCUCUCCUCCCGCCGAGCGCCGCCGCACAGCGACGAAUUAGCUAACGAAGACGACGCGGCCACCGCUGACGAGUCCAAGACCAAGAAGCACCUCCCCUUUUUCUUCUUCAUCACUCGCCUCAUCAAUCACUUUCGAAUCGGACCCCUUUGGCCCUGCGUUAUCGCGCUCUUUUUCGUUCUUUUCUUGAUUUCCUCCAUCGUCUUCCAGUCUCGCAACCUCGUUUGCGUCUCUCCUCACGACCCCGCAUAUCGAUCCGGUUUCUUCGGCUUCGAUGCUCUCGAAUCCGACUUUGGAUCCCUCGGCGUGCCCUGGUGCAGAUCGAAACAUGGAAAAACGGUUGAAUGGACAUCGAAGGAUCUAAUCAAGGGUUUGGAAGAGUUUGUACCGAUAUAUGAAACCCGACCAAUUAAAAACAACAUGUAUGGGAUGGGUUUUGACCACAGUUUUGGUCUUUGGUUCAUUGCCCGGUGGCUGAAGCCAGAUCUUAUGAUUGAGAGUGGUGCUUUUAAGGGACACUCAACUUGGGUUUUGCGACAGGCAAUGCCAUUAACACCUAUUAUAUCUAUUACGCCUCGGCAUCCAGAGAAGUAUCUAAAGAAGGGGCCUGCAUAUGUUGAUGGAAAUUGCACCUACUUUGCUGGAAAGGACUUCGUAGAUUUUGGAAGCAUUGAUUGGAAAAAAGUGAUGAAGAAACAUGGGAUCAUUGAUCUUUCCCGGGUUCUUAUUUUCUUUGACGAUCAUCAGAAUGAACUUAAAAGAAUACAACAGGCUCUGGUAGCUGGAUUCCGGCAUCUUGUCUUUGAGGAUAACUAUGAUACUGGAACGGGAGAUCAUUAUUCCUUAAGGCAAAUUUGCGAUCAGUCCUAUAUAAGAGGAGGUGGCCAUAGCUGCUAUAAAGACAGUGACGAAGCUAGGAUCAGGUCAAAAAGAAAGAAUUUCUGGGAAAAAGCAGUAGAUAUAGAAGAACUUUGUGGACCAGGUGAAGCAUGGUGGGGUGUUAGAGGAUACAUGAGGGAUAAUUUCAACCACAGCAACAAGGUGAUUUCCUAUGAAGAACAUUUUCAGAACAGUCGGAUUGUGGAAUCGAUGCUAGAUGUUUAUUGGGAGCUUCCUCCUGUGGCCGGUCCUUCUCUCACUCACCAAACUCGAUAUGACCCUGCUCGUUCACCACCUCCUAUCGUUGAAGAUGGUCGCUAUGGUUUAUUCCAGCGCCUUGGAUUAACCAGACUUGAUAGGUCUGUUUUUAAUGGAUACACUCAGAUGGUUUACCUCCAGAUAUCCAGACAGUAAUUUUUGUCUCUUGGAGCUGUCUGGAUGAAGAAGAGUAUUUUCAGUAGUGUGUUGAUAUUACGUGCGCAAUUUUUUUCAUAUUUUCUUUUCCCCAACCUUUACUUAGCAAUUUAGCCUGGUCGAUUUCCCUUUUU